Messenger RNA from Clunio marinus, 204 nucleotides. NCBI's taxonomy places the organism in Eukaryota, Metazoa, Arthropoda, Insecta, Diptera, Chironomidae. The record is from the annotation of a GenBank genome assembly.
AUGAACACGACGAUGAUGAAGAAUAAUUUCAGGAAGGCUAUUAUUCGCUUGGAUUUAUUCAAUCUUCACAUUCACGCUGAGGUGGACAAGCUGAUCAAAUUAAUUAAUUUCGUUCACUUCGGAGAACCGCAAGGAGACGAGGCUGCAAUUUCAUGGUCAAUUCUUAUGGACAAGCAAAUGAUUGAUGCAGUUGUUUUUGACUAA